UAGUUUUGUGCGGAAAGUGCAUUGGUGAGCAACGAGAGUGAAAAAGUGUGAUGAAAAUGUGAUGUUUUCACAAUGAAGGCAAUAACUGUGAUUAUUUUUACAAUACUUUGUGGAUCAGUGGCGGGAAAUUGUGUUUUCAGCCGUGUUAAUUUUCGCGAAAAAGCCACAUGCCGCCGUGGAAAGUUGAUUGAGGCGUAUGUUUCGGUCAAGAGUACCACAGAAAUCCUCGAUCUCAGUCACAAUUCCAUCUCAACACUCAAAGAUAAUUCCUUCUACUACGUCCCGAUCGUGAUGAACUUGUCCCUGGCACACAAUACCAUCCACACGAUUUUUCUGGAUGCCUUUUCGGGGCUGCCACACCUGAAAAUGCUCAAUUUGUCUCACAACUACCUGGAGACAUUCGAUAAGAGAAUCGUGGAGAGAAAUACCGCUUUGACGGUGUUAGAUGUGUCAGAAAAUAAUUUUAUCAAUCUCAAUGGUGAACCAUUUCUUAUCAGUUCUUCACUGGAAGAGCUCUAUAUGAAAAAUGCCAAAUUGGUUCAUUUAGUGGAGAUCUUCAAUGAUUUACCCAAAUUGAGGACAUUGGAUUUGUCAGGGAAUCUCCUGUUUUCCGUCAAUCCACCGAGUUUCUUCACAUUGAAUCACCUCAAAUUCGUCAAUUUGCAGCACAAUGUUUACCUCAAAUGCGAUUCAACGCUGCAAAAUCUAAUAGAAUGGUUCACAAAGAGAGACAUUGACUACGAAUCAUUCAAAUGUGUAUUCCCAAAGAAGAAUAGCAUGUUUGAGCGAAUGGAAAUGCUGCCAUCGCUAGCAGUUCCAGAAAUAUCUUCCGAAGAGUCCUCAGGAGAACUGAGUGACCUCAUGGAAGGUGAUAAUGAAGAAGACUACGAUCUUCUGCUUCAUCAUCACAACAGAGCAUCAAAACUCGAUGAAAUGUACAAGAUUCAUCAUCUGAAAACCUCCUUUACUGACUGCCUGGAAAUGCAUGAGGAAUUUGUGUGUCAUUUGCUGACGACCUGCAAAGAACAGUCACAGCAGAAUGCUAUUCCAACUCCACCAGAACCCAAGAAGAUCAACAGUUACUUGAGACAUGCAUCUCUCAUUCUCUUUGCACUGGGAAUUUUCCUGGGGGCAAUUGUGGGUGGAGUAUGUUCAAUAUUCUGGGUGAAAAUCUACAAAAACUGCAAUCAGAAUCUCACUCUGAGGCGAGAACUGAGAUCCAUCAUUAGGGAUGCUCGGGAAGAUUUCUCCUCUUAUCACGAAGCCUCUCGGCUCAAUUAUCCUGAAGAUCCACCACGGGAAGAAGCCCAACGGCAGCCUAGGCGGCCUAGGAGAUGCACUAGACCUGCACCUCAACCCCCCCAACUGAGUCAAAACAGGGAAUUAAUUGAGAGCAAUAAUGCUUUCCAUGACUUCGUGACGGAUCUCUUCUCUCGUGGUCGCCGUGGACGCUACCUGGAGAAUCUUCAGCAUCGCGGAAGUACCCUCAUUCGCCAAAUGAGCCGCAGCACGCUCAAUCUCUUCCAGAGAUCUACUUCGCAACGUGCCACGGCUCCAGAAUCACCAACUUCCUUGGCGGAUAUUCAACUUGUGGACACGAAUUACCGUGCCUGCUCAAGUGGAGAACGCUCUGAGACACCCCCACCACCCUACAAAGAGUGCUAUUCGACAAAAUCUUAAACAUAUUGUUUUAAUUAUUUGAUAAAAAUAAAUAAAUGAUAAUUUUAACUAA
Messenger RNA from Phlebotomus papatasi, 1732 nucleotides. RefSeq lists its product as uncharacterized. Gene Ontology annotation, molecular function: protein binding. Bases 73 to 1680 code for a protein of 535 amino acids. Lineage: Eukaryota; Metazoa; Arthropoda; Insecta; Diptera; Psychodidae. The record is from RefSeq and is a predicted model, not a curated record. The transcript is spliced from 4 exons.